CGGUAUUGGGAUUAAGGCCGAACUAAGUGGCCGGAGAAGCGGACAACGGCCGGCCGUCCCUGUGGCCCUCAGCCGGCCCUGCAGGAGCUGCUAACUGACCUUUAGAGAAGGAAUGGCCAGGCAGCGAGUUGGCCGGCUGCCAGCGGAGGCACCGGGCUGAACUUGGGCCGGUGUGUAGGAAGAGGUUCCUGAAGAGCUCAAACCAGGAAGUGGCGCUGCGCCGUGAGGAUGGCGCUCCGGACAGCUGCCCGCCGCUGGCCGGCUUUUAUCUACGCACCUUCCAAGGUCGCCUCCAUUCCAACACAUGGAGCUGUCAGGUUCAAAGCCACCUGCCCCGUCCAAGUGAGCCAUCUCGACCACCUGGUUCUGACCGUGAAAAGUGUGCCAGACACUGUUCACUUUUAUAGCUCCGUUCUUGGCAUGGAGGUGGUCACUUUCAAGGGGAACCGCAAGGCCCUAAGCUUCGGCCAGCAGAAGUUUAACCUUCACCAGCUGGGGCAAGAGUUUGAACCCAAAGCCAAGCUCCCCACGGCGGGCUCAGCAGACCUGUGCCUCAUCACCAAAACCCCGCUGGAGGCUGUGGCCGAGCAUCUGAAGGUCUGUGGGGUGGAGAUUGAGGAGGGUCCAGUGGACAGGACCGGCGCCGUGGGGCCCAUUACCUCGCUUUACUUUCGAGAUCCUGACCAAAACCUCGUUGAAGUCUCGAACUACAGCCAGUCGAAAUCGGAGAGUUAAUCUCGAGGCAUGUUUGUGUGCACGUUAAGAUAAGGAGUCUGUCUUUCCCCUCAUUACACACUAAGUGUCUUUAACCCAAAAUGACUGUAAUUAAACGCCACUUACACCUGAUUCAGACAGGCUGCAGGGCUUCAGCUGGCUCUGUAGAUCUGACUCAUUUCUGUUUGUGAAGCCUGUUUUAACGCUGUUCAUUUAGAAAUUAAAUGAAAUGAAAGUUAACUGUGAAGACAGACCAAUCAGUUGCCAUAAAUACUUAUUUUCAGGGUUGAAUAAAAUAUUUUCUGACACU
Messenger RNA from Menidia menidia (Atlantic silverside), 1024 nucleotides. The record is from the annotation of a GenBank genome assembly. Lineage: Eukaryota; Metazoa; Chordata; Actinopteri; Atheriniformes; Atherinopsidae.